Messenger RNA from Rhinolophus ferrumequinum (greater horseshoe bat), 2547 nucleotides. RefSeq names its product complement factor B (gene CFB). The record is from RefSeq and is a predicted model, not a curated record. The transcript is spliced from 18 exons. Gene Ontology annotation, cellular component: extracellular region. NCBI's taxonomy places the organism in Eukaryota, Metazoa, Chordata, Mammalia, Chiroptera, Rhinolophidae. Gene Ontology annotation, biological process: proteolysis; complement activation. Bases 205 to 2493 code for a protein of 762 amino acids. Gene Ontology annotation, molecular function: serine-type endopeptidase activity.
UGUGGGUAGGGCGGGCAGGCUGAAGCACAGGUGCCAGCACACAGAGUGCAUAAAUCGCUGGCAGUUGUGAGGGGCAGGGGGAAAGGACUGUGACCAGGCCUAGGUCUAGAGUUUCAGCUUGGACACUGAGCCAAGCAGCACGUAGUGCAAGCUGGGGAAGGCCACCCUGUCUCCAGCCCAGCCUCUCUCCUGCCUUCCAUCAUCAUGGGGAGCAACCUCAGCCCCCGACUCUGCCUGGUGUCCUUGGUCCUGGGUCUCUUGACUAGAGGUGUGAGCAUGACGUCCGAAAGCCCCUGCUCUCUGGAGGGAGUAGAAAUCAAAGGUGGCUCCUUCCGGCUUCUCAAGGAGGGUCAGGCACUGGAGUACGUCUGUCCCUCUGGCUUCUACCCAUACCCUGUGCAGGCUCGCACCUGCCGAUCCACGGGCUCCUGGAGCACCCUGCAGACCCAAGACCAAAAGAUUGUCAAGAAGGCAGAAUGCAGAGCAAUUCGUUGCCCAAGACCACAGGACUUUGAGAACGGGGACUAUUGGCCCCGAUCCCCCUACUACAAUCUGAGUGACCAGCUUUCUUUCCACUGCUAUGAUGGUUACACUCUCCGGGGCUCUGCCAAUCGCACCUGCCAAGCGAACGGUCGGUGGGAUGGGCAAACAGCCAUCUGUGACAAUGGAGCGGCGUACUGCCCCAACCCAGGCAUCCCCAUCGGCACAAGGAAGGUGGGCAGCCAGUACCGCCUUGAAGACAGUGUCACCUACUACUGCAGCCGGGGGCUCACCCUGCGUGGCUCCCAUCAGCGAACAUGCCUGGAAGGUGGCUCUUGGAGUGGGACAGAGCCUUCUUGCCAAGACUCCUUUAUGUACGAUACCCCUGGAGAGGUGGCUGAAGCCUUCCUGUCUUCUCUGACGGAGACUAUAGAAGGAGUCGAUGCUGAUGACGGCCACAGCCCAGGGGAACAACAGAAGAGGAAGAUUGUCCUGGACCCCUCAGGCUCCAUGAACAUCUACCUGGUGCUGGAUGGAUCAGACAGCAUUGGGGCACACAACUUCACAGGGGCCAAGAAUUGUCUCACACACUUCAUUGAGAAGGUGGCAAGUUAUGGGGUGAAGCCAAAAUAUGGUCUAGUGACGUAUGCCACAGAUGCCAAAACUUUGAUCAGAGUGUCUGAAGCACAGAGCAGCGACGCAGCCUGGGUCACAGAAAAGCUCAAUAAAAUCAGCUAUGAAGACCAUAAGUUGAAGACGGGUACUAACACCAAGAAGGCCCUCCAGGCAGUGUACAGCAUGAUGAGCUGGGAAGGGGACACCCGUCCUGAGGGCUGGAACCGCACCCGCCACGUCAUCAUUCUCAUGACUGAUGGCUUGCACAACAUGGGUGGGGACCCAGUCCCUGUCAUUCAUGACAUCCGGUCCUUGCUGGACAUUGGUAGGGAUCGCAAAAACCCCAGGGAAGAUUAUCUCGACGUCUACGUGUUUGGGGUUGGGCCUCUGGUGAACCAAGAGAACAUCAAUGCUUUGGCUUCCAAGAAAGAUAAAGAGCAACAUGUGUUCAAAGUCAAGGACAUGGAAAACCUGGAGGAUGUGUUCUUCCAAAUGCUUGAUGAGACGCGGACUCUGGGUCUGUGCGGCAUGGUGUGGGAGCACAGGAAGGGCACCGAUUACCACAAGCAGCCGUGGCAGGCCAAGAUCUCAGUCACUCGCCCUUUGAAGGGCCAUGAGAACUGCAUGGGUGCUGUGGUGUCUGAGUACUUUGUGCUGACAGCGGCACACUGUUUCACGGUGGAUGACCAGAAACACUCAAUCAAGGUCAGCGUGGGAGGGAAGAAGCAGGACUUGGAGAUAGAAGAAGUCCUAUUUCACCCCAAGUACAACAUCAAUGGGAAAAAAGCAGAAGGAAUUCCUGAAUUUUAUGACUACGAUGUGGCGCUGAUCAAGCUCAAAAAGAGGCUGGUUUACAGUGAGACUCUCAGGCCCAUCUGUCUCCCCUGCACCCAGGGAACAAAUCAAGCUUUGAGGCUUCCUCGGUCAACCACCUGCCAGAAGCAGAUGGAAGAGCUGCUCCCUGCAAAGGAUAUCCAAGCUCUGUUUGUGUCUGAGCUGUUCAAGGAUGGGAGGAAGAUGCUGGUUCGGAAGGAGGUCUACAUCAAGAAUGGGGAUAAGAAAGCUGGAUGUGAGCGAGAUGCUCUAAAAGCCCCAGGCUAUGAGAAAGUCAAGGACAUCUCUGAGGUGGUCACCCCCAGGUUCCUUUGCACUGGAGGCGUGAGUCCCUAUAGUGACCCCAACACUUGCAAAGGUGAUUCUGGUGGCCCCCUAAUUAUUCACAAGAGGAGUCGCUUCAUUCAAGUUGGCGUGAUCAGCUGGGGCGUAGUGGAUGUCUGCAGAGACCAGCGGCGGCAGCAGUAUGUGCCUGCUCACGCCCGGGACUUUCACAUCAACCUCUUCCAAGUGCUGCCCUGGCUCAAGGACAAGCUCCAACAUGAGGAUCUGGAUUUUCUGUGAGGGCUUUGCUGCUGGAAAGGGGAAUGAGGUCAAAUUAAAACAGCUGCGACAGUA